AUGUGGAGAUUAAAGAAUCAGAAGAAGAAAGAAACGGCAGAUUCGCCGAGUUCUUCUCCAACAGCACCGUCAGUCGAUUCAGCGGUGAUGGGAAGUGGUCAGACUCAUUUUACCUAUGAAGAGCUAGAGGACAUAACAGAAGGGUUUUCUAAGCAAAACAUACUUGGAGAAGGAGGUUUUGGUUGUGUCUACAAAGGUAAACUAAAAGAUGGAAAACUUGUUGCUGUUAAGCAGCUUAAGGUUGGUAGCGGACAAGGAGACCGUGAGUUUAAGGCGGAGGUUGAGAUUAUUAGCCGUGUUCAUCAUCGCCAUUUGGUAUCGCUUGUUGGAUACUGCAUUGCGGAUUCAGAGAGAUUGCUUAUCUAUGAGUAUGUUCCUAACCAAACAUUGGAGCAUCAUUUGCAUGGGAAGGGUAGGCCAGUGCUUGAAUGGGCUAGGAGAGUCAGAAUCGCUAUAGUUCUGCCAAAGGUUUGGCGUAUUUGCACGAAGACUGUAAGUCACCCAAAAAUCAUUCACAGGGACAUAAAGUCCGCUAACAUCUUGCUGGACGAUGAGUUUGAAGUUCAGGUUGCUGACUUUGGACUUGCCAAAGUCAAUGAUACAACACAAACUCAUGUCUCAACUCGCGUUAUGGGAACCUUCGGGUACUUGGCACCAGAAUAUGCACAAAGUGGACAACUUACUGAUAGAUCAGAUGUUUUCUCGUUUGGAGUUGUUCUCUUAGAGCUUAUAACUGGACGCAAACCUGUUGACCGGAACCAGCCUUUGGGAGAAGAGAGUUUGGUUGGAUGGGCUCGUCCACUACUUAAAAAAGCCAUUGAGACCGGUGAUUUCAGUGAACUAGUUGAUAGACGGCUCGAAAAGCAUUACGUGAAGAAUGAAGUUUUCAGAAUGAUUGAAACGGCUGCUGCUUGUGUUAGGUAUUCAGGUCCAAAACGUCCACGCAUGGUUCAGGUUUUGAGAGCACUAGAUAGUGAAGGAGACAUGGGAGAUAUCUGCAAUGGAAUCAAAGUGGGACAAAGCAGUACUUGUGACGACUCUGGUCAGAAUCAUAGUGUGAUAAAGGACGUCGGGUCUAUAGGAAGAGGAGGAAUGGUGGUAUCAGGGGUGAGGGUGGUCACACGUUUGAUGGUUGAUGCUUAUCAUAAUCGGCACGAGGGAAAGAAAGCAGAGAGAAGAAUCUGAAGGGAUGCUGAAGAUCCUGAUCUCACUUUUUAUUUCCAUUUCUGUAAUCUGUAGAAUGGGGUGCUAAAACUAAUAACAACUUUACUUACUUGAAAUUGAAAUACUUAAAAAACUAAUGCGUG
Messenger RNA from Arabidopsis thaliana (thale cress), 1307 nucleotides. Its product is annotated as Protein kinase superfamily protein. Gene Ontology annotation, cellular component: plasma membrane. The transcript is spliced from 7 exons. Gene Ontology annotation, molecular function: nucleotide binding; protein kinase activity; ATP binding. Lineage: Eukaryota; Viridiplantae; Streptophyta; Magnoliopsida; Brassicales; Brassicaceae. The record is from RefSeq and is marked reviewed. The coding region runs from base 1 to 1185 and encodes 394 amino acids.